This is a messenger RNA of Ricinus communis (castor bean), 877 nucleotides long. RefSeq lists its product as uncharacterized. The record is from RefSeq and is a predicted model, not a curated record. NCBI's taxonomy places the organism in Eukaryota, Viridiplantae, Streptophyta, Magnoliopsida, Malpighiales, Euphorbiaceae. The transcript has a single exon. Bases 104 to 619 code for a protein of 171 amino acids.
CACAAGACCUACCCGCCAUUUCUCUUCAGAGUCUUACCAAAAAAAAGAGAAACUCUCAAAAAAAAAAAAAAAAAUAAAGAAAAAAAGAAAAAACCGACCAAACAUGGUCUUAGCAUCAUCAUCACCACCUGAAUCAGAGCAUGCCUCCGCUUCAUCACCGAAGCGGUUAACACUAGGCUUUCUCAUGUCUAUUUCGUCUCUGAUGGCUAUUUGUGCUAAGCACGCAGGUCGCGUUUCCAACAAGCUCAAGACGGCAUCGUUCAAGACCAGCCACCACCACCACCGUGAUCACGAGGGUCAUAAAAGUCCAAAGCUAUUAUUAUUAUCCCCGAAAUCGCCUUUGGUAAGGCCUAAGCAGCUGUUGACGCAAAUAAGCAAUAAGGCCAUCACGUUUGUUCACAGCAAAAAGAAAAGAGACGGCACUGCCGAUGUUGUGGCGCCUGAUGAGUUUGGAGAUGGUGGGGUCUGGCAAAAAGCGAUCCUGAUGGGGGAUAAAUGUCAGCCGUUGGAUUUCUCGGGUGUAAUUUAUUACGAUAGUUGUGGGAAGCAACUUAACGAGCUGCCUCUUCGGUCUCCACGUGCCAGUCCUUUACCUGGCUACUUGACUCGUGGGAAUUAGAUAUUUUUCUCAGUAGAGCUUUGAUUCGCAUGCUUUUGUGCUGUGAAUUGUGAUUCUAUCUGGCGAGUGGAGGUUUGCGAUUUAAUUUAUGUAUUGCUUAUGAAAUGGAAAAAAAGAAAAGGAAAAUUGUAUAGCAUCAACGAAGCAUCUGUUUUGAUCCUGAUAUUAAUUUCAUGUACCAGUUCUUACCCAUGAAUUAUCACCUGGGGAUGUUGCAAAAUGUGUAUUGCUAUUUUUCUAAAAAUGUUUUUCUUUUCA